Aspergillus bombycis is the source of this 2190-nucleotide messenger RNA. Its product is annotated as Zn(II)2Cys6 transcription factor. The transcript is spliced from 6 exons. NCBI's taxonomy places the organism in Eukaryota, Fungi, Ascomycota, Eurotiomycetes, Eurotiales, Aspergillaceae. Gene Ontology annotation, biological process: regulation of DNA-templated transcription; DNA-templated transcription. Gene Ontology annotation, molecular function: DNA binding; DNA-binding transcription factor activity, RNA polymerase II-specific; zinc ion binding. The coding region runs from base 1 to 2190 and encodes 729 amino acids. The record is from RefSeq and is a predicted model, not a curated record.
AUGACGCCUGGAGCCGACUUGGGUCGGUAUCCGACUAGGAAGCGCGCCCGGCAGGCGUGUCUUCAUUGCAAUCGGCGCCGCAUCCGCUGUAAUGUCCUUGAGACGCGGCCUUGUCACAACUGCGUCUCUAUGAAUGUUCCCUGUGAAGUGGGGGUCUCCAAGCGAGGAAAGUAUCCUCGCAAGAAGGCUUUACGGCAGUCGGGGACUCCUCACGAGGAAGAUUCCAUAAUCUCCGACUCGACUGUUUCCGCAGACCAUAGUAUUUUCCGGCCAGGUGACAGUUCACUUGUGCAUAUUGAUGCAUCAGAUUCUCCCGAUCAGCGUCAUCGUCUGGGGCAACGCGGCAGCAGUGCGACAUAUAGUCGGAACAGCCUUGGAACUUCCUGGAUAUCCCCUGGAGAUACGACAACCGUUUCUCAGCAGACUGUGUUCCUAGGAGAAUCAAGUCCCCUGACAUGUGUUAUUGACGAGGGUCGGCGGUCGCCUGAGAAGGGUCCGGCGAACGCUAUGCAAAAUACUCGUCUUCACUACCCCAUCCCAGAAAAGCUGGACGCUAGUAGUACGCGCGACGAAGCUCUUCGCGCACACAGGCGAAAGGUGCAAGCACAGCUCCAUGCUGACGGUGCAUUCUCCUAUCCCCCAAAAGACACUUGUGCCAUACUACUGAGCGCCUACUUCACAUGGUUUCACCCAUGCUUUCCCAUUCUGGACCGCUUGGCGGCCCAACAGUCAUACGUCCGAGGCGAUAUCUCUCACCUUCUGCUGCAGUCGAUGCUCUUCAUUGGAGUUAGUCUUUGCACCGACGAAGACUUUGCACGCACGGAGUUCUCUGUUCGAUAUCGAGCUAAGUUCCUCUUUUAUAGUCGGGCUAAGGCCAUCUAUGAUGCCGAUUGGGAGUCGAACAAAACGACCAAGCUGCAGUCAUUGUUCUUGCUGAGCUCUUGGCGCGGAGGCCCGUCUGAAGAACGUGAUACACGGUUCUGGCUGGGAGUCGCCAUCAGCCUGGCUCAAAAGCGUGGCAUGCAUAUGAUGUUGGUAUCGGAACACUCCAGAAUUGUGGCGCUGCUGAUUCUCCUAGGUCCAAACUACCCUUCUCGUCUGGGCGGGAAGAAAAACUAUGGAAACGCAUAUGGUGGGCCCUUUAUGUGGAUACGCGAUCAGCAGAGUGCAGCGGCCUUGGGUCUUCCACCUCGGAUACGAGACGAGGAUUGCGAUGUUGCAAUGCUUGAGCCCAGCGAUAUCCGUGAAGAUGAAGCAGUGGAUGAUGCAGAUGUGUUUGGAGCACAAAGAGAUGAAGAUAUAGUCUACCCGGCGCAAAUGGCCAAAUUAGCCAGGAUAUUGCGAACUAUUGUCUCGACACAAUACCUUCCCGUGCAGUCUGAUACCGAUGAAUCAUCACGCACAAAGUUACAGAAAACACUAUGCGAAUGGGAAUCAUGCUUGCCUACAGCCCUAAAACUAGAAAGCGCAGCGUCCCCGAGAGCUAUGUUUUUGACUGGGUUGUUGCACAUGACGUACAAUAACUUGUACAUUCUCUUGCACCGAUCAUCCUUCCUCAAUUCUUCCAAUCCCCCCGUGGAUGAAGCAGGCCAGGUUGCGCUGGAUGCCGCCACGAGGAGUACCAGAAUUAUUGAGGACAUGCUGUCUCACAACCUUGUCCAACACGGGCCUACCCAUCUAAUCACCCAUACAUUCUCAACGCUGUGUAUCCAUACUAUCCACUGUCGACGAACUUCCGGAACGGCUAAGAAGUUGGCAGAACACCGCGCAAAGCUCUGUCUCCUUGGACUCCAGGAGCUACAGAAAACAUGGGAUAUAGAAAAUUGGGUACUGAAUCUCUUCUUCCGAUGCUUGGAUGAUAGCACUGCGCGUACCCUCCGGUUGACAGACAUUGUCGCACCACCAGGCCAGCCAGUAAACCAGAUUGAGACUACCGAGAAAAACGCCCAUGCCGAUCAAGCUCAGGAUCUACCCACCCCGACUGAGGCCAUGGAUUCUAUUCACAAUGACCCCACACUAGCGCCUGCCCUACAACCUUCUCCGAGCAUGGAGAAUGGGGAUAUUACAGCGUCCAGUGAAUGGUACGGAUUGUUUAACUUUACAGAUGAUUUUACGGAUGUCUUGGGGGCAUCGUCAUAUCAUGAUUCGCUCAACCUGCAAAAUCUGGAAUUCUUAUACCGAUUCUUGUAA